CUCCGGGUCCUCUGUUUUGUAUGCGUGGUGUUUCUCUUCGGAGAACGGACGCCCAGCCGGAAGACAAUGGCGGCUGCCGCUCUGAAGAGAUUUUGGUCCCGAAGCCGUAGAGAGGCGCGUGACGCUGCAGCCGCAAAGCCCGGCGUGUGGGCGCGGUUGGGCGCUUGGGCCCGCUCGCUGCUCCAAGAUUACGCCGAGGCCUGCAAGGACGCGGCGGCGGCGGCGCGGGCCCGGCCCGGGAAGGCGGCCGUGUACUUGGGGCUGCUGGGUGGCGCGGCGGCCUGUUGCUCCCUGGCACCCAGCGAGGCAGCCUUCGAGGAGGCGCUGCUCGACGCGUCGGGGACCCUCCUGCUGCUGGCGCCCGCCACUCGCAACCGCGACUCGGAGGCGUUCGUGCAGCGACUGCUCUGGCUGCGUGGUCGCGGCUGUCUGCGCCACGUGAGCCUGGGCCUCUUCUCGCUGGUGUACGAGGCGCCCUUCGAUGCCCAAGCCAGCCUCUACCAGGCUCGCUGUCGGUACCUGCAGCCCCGCUGGACCGACUUCCCGGACCGGAUUCUGGAUGUGGGCUUCGUGGGCCGCUGGUGGGUGCUGGGGGCCCGGAUGCGCGACUGCGACAUCAACGACGACGAGUUUCUGCACCUGCCGGCUCACCUGCGCGUCGUCGGGCCCCACCAGCUGCACUCGGAGGCCAAUGAGCGGCUCUUCGACGAGAAAUACAAGCCUGUGGUGCUCACCGACGACCAGGUGGACCAGGCGCUGUGGGAGGACCAGGUUUUGCAGAAGGAGAAGAAGGACCAGCUCUCCCUGAGCCAGGCUGACUCUCUGCUGCCGUCGGAGGCCGCGAGAUGAAACUCAGACCCCCCGGGUCCCGACCGGGCUCCCGGCCCCCGCAGAAUGCUGGCCCGGGAAUGUGCAGUUGGUGCGGGUGAGCCUCAAACGCAGAGUGGUGGAAGUAAAUUAUUUGCAACGUUCUCUCCCUGGGUUUUCACAAAAUCGGGGGCCUCCCUCUCACUUGUUCGCUGUGAGCAGACGGCUUAUUGAGAGCCUCCCUGGUCUAAGAGUUGGGGAGAGCAGAGAAACGUGCCAUGUCAUCUUUAUCACUGCCAGAGUUGGUAAGAAACUUUAGACGGAAAUAAGCCUUUUUCACUGGGCUUUACGGUUCUCCUGACUAGGGUAACUUGCAGAUUUUCGUUUUAAAAUUUGACCUAAAAGGUUUAUUCUCUAUUUCCAUGAGGGACAUGUAUUUUUUAAUUCGGUUUGAAAUAAUUGUAGUCUCAGAGGAAAUUGGAACAAUAAUCGAGACAUUCUGUGUAAAGGUUCACCCGGCUUUGCACAAUUGAUAACAUUUCACACUGUCCUUAUUGUUCCGUUGCUAACUCGAGUGGGACUCUUUUGCGACUCCGUGGAUUGGAGCCCACAAGCCUCCUCUGUCUGUGGGAUUUCUCAGGCAAGAAUACUGGAGUGGGUUGCCAUUUCCUUUCAGUAACCUUGAAAAUUCAGAAUCAUUUGGAAAGGAGUAUGUCGCUAAGAGUUGGACAGGACUGAGGGACUUCACUUUCACUUUUCACUUUCAUGCAAUGGAGAAGGAAAUAGCAACCCACUCCAGUAUCUUGCCUGGAGAAUCCCAGGGAUGGAGGAGCCUGUUGGGUGCCAUCUAUGGGGGUUGCACCGAGUCGGACACGACUGAUGCGACUUAGCAGCAGCAGCAGCAUGUUAAUGUCUAUAGCUGGGGUAAAAUCGUACUUUUAAAACUACUGUUACAAGAGUGAGACAGCCUCCGUCACUGCUGGGGCCUAUGACUAGUUAAUAAAUCAGGAGAUGAAACCAC
This is a messenger RNA of Bubalus bubalis (water buffalo), 1828 nucleotides long. RefSeq names its product translocase of inner mitochondrial membrane 29 (gene TIMM29). The transcript is spliced from 2 exons. Gene Ontology annotation, biological process: protein insertion into mitochondrial inner membrane. The record is from RefSeq and is a predicted model, not a curated record. Lineage: Eukaryota; Metazoa; Chordata; Mammalia; Artiodactyla; Bovidae. Gene Ontology annotation, cellular component: TIM22 mitochondrial import inner membrane insertion complex. The coding region runs from base 67 to 849 and encodes 260 amino acids.